Molecule: messenger RNA, 1086 nt
Organism: Aureobasidium namibiae CBS 147.97
Lineage: Eukaryota; Fungi; Ascomycota; Dothideomycetes; Dothideales; Saccotheciaceae
Exons: 2
Coding region: 1-1086 (361 amino acids)
Biological process (GO): mRNA processing
Cellular component (GO): mitochondrion
Source: RefSeq, a predicted model, not a curated record
AUGUUCUCGUCGCAGCUGGGUCGCGCCGCUCGUGUCGGCUCCCAGUCAGCCAGCAUCUCUACAUCGUCCUGCGCCGUCGCCAACCGCGUGUCUUCGGCCACAUGCCCGACUCUUCUUUCGCGCCAACGCCGACUCUCGUCAAGCAAGGCCUCAUGCCCGCCCAACGGUGACUCGAACCGCUCUCGCCAGCCUGUCGCCAAGCCUGACCUACCAUCGUCUCGUCCGGCAAAGUCACGUUCUUCCAACGCAAACAAGUCCACUUCGUCCAGUCGCAAUGUCAAGGCCGCCAAGGAUGAGACUUUUGCCAAUCUACCCAGCGUGCCCUCGACUGAGCACAUUCUCCCUCAAGAUAUCACCCUCUCCUCCUUCUUCAGUCUCCAUCGUCCCCUCAGUCUGGGCACCGCCAUCCCACCCACAGCCGAUAUUACCGCUUUCAACAACAUCUUCGAACCCAAGUCUAAGCAACAAAAGACGAACCAGGAUGUCAUCUUCACCCUGUCCAACGCCAUCGACGGCAUCGAGAGCAAGCAAAGAGAUUCGGACCUGAACUGGGACAUCAUUCAAGAGUCGGCAUCCGAGUCGGAUGUCAAGCAUCUGGACGGCGUACCGCGCUCGAGGUCGCUAGAGGACAUGGUCGCACAGUUGAAGCCUUUCACUGCUCCUCCGCCACCCGCUCCCGUCAACGUCGAGCAGCAACAGCGCAAAGCUCACGCCACACCCGCGCCCACCGUCAGCCAGAAACACUUCAAGACCACCAUCACCGUCACAGAGAACAAGCGCUCAGACGGCGUCACCUUUUACACCGCCUCGGCCUCUCCCCCGGAACCCGCUGCCAUCAAGGAGGCCCCAUCAUCCACCUCAUCCACCCCCUUCAAGGACCGUCUGCGAAACCGUGAGGUCAACUACAUCGAGAAGCAGCUCGAACAGCACAGGAGCGACAUUUCCAUUCUGGAAGGCGAGAACAGCAAGGGAGAGAUGCACGCCAUUUCGGUAAAGAGACAGCGCAAGCUGAAGAUGAAGAAGCACAAGUACAAGAAGUUGAUGAAGCGCACCAGAAACUUGAGACGCAGGUUGGAUAGAAACUAG